This is a messenger RNA of Caenorhabditis sp. 36 PRJEB53466, 712 nucleotides long. The record is from the annotation of a GenBank genome assembly. Lineage: Eukaryota; Metazoa; Nematoda; Chromadorea; Rhabditida; Rhabditidae.
AUGAUGUACAAUGCUUUGAUGUUUGUCGGAUUGACACUUCUCGCGAUCCACGGUAACAUUUGUGUCGUUCUUUGAGCGACUUUGAUAAUGGCUUUCAGGCGCCCAAUGCCAGAUUUGGAAGCCGGAACAUUUGACGCUUGAAGAGGGGAUGAAUGUGGAGGAGACCAAUGAAAUGCCCGACGCAGACCUGAACGAUGAGUCAAUCGAACUCCAAAAAGGUUAGAAUUCUUCGAAAAAUGCUAGAGCAAACUUGAUGAUCUUUUCAGAAGAACUAGAAGAAUGGGAAGCUCCAGCUGAACCCCAAGUUCAGGAAGUUCUAGUCGAGUCCGAGGCUCAAGAUCCAGCUCAAGUUCAAGUUCAAGAAGGACCGUUUGAGCAAGUUGACGGUCCUUCGGCCCACACUCCUGAACCCUUGCCAGUCGUCGAGGCCUUCAUGUUCAACUCGACCGAAGUUGAUGACGCAUCCAUCGGGACCGAAUCCAAUAUUUCCAUGAUCGAACUUGUCGAACUCUCGGCCGAAUCGGUCCCCGAAUCCGUGAUUGACCUGACGCGUGGCAACAAAUCGGCCGUCGAAACUGUCGAACAUGGUGCAUCGGCCGUGGCGUCCGCGCUGAGAGAUCAGGUCGAAGAGCUCGUCGCCUCCUCCACCUCUUUCCAUCUCGCACCACUUUCCUCGCUCAUCGCGCCCCUCCUCGUCUGGAUUCUUGUGUGA